This is a messenger RNA of Lactuca saligna, 868 nucleotides long. NCBI's taxonomy places the organism in Eukaryota, Viridiplantae, Streptophyta, Magnoliopsida, Asterales, Asteraceae. The record is from the annotation of a GenBank genome assembly.
AUGUCUGGUGUAUCCCUUGCGGUGGCGCCAUGCCCUGACUGCGACCAGAACCCCCCAAACAAUGACCAACAAGACCAGACGGCCGGCGCCGUUGAAGAUGUAAUGGAAUCAUUAAGUAUGAUCGACCUCCAGUUGGUAGCUUUCGUAACGGUUUUCUCAGCUAGCGGUCUUGUCCCCCUCUUCGACCUUCUCUUCCCAGCCAUCACCUCCGCCUACCUCCUCCUCUUAUCCCAACUAGUCUUCCCGGAGCACGCCUCCGCCACCACUUCAAAAGAGCGAUUAUUUCAGUCAAGUAGACGCUUUAGACUUUAUGUGAUUACGGGUCUCGCCGUGGGGCUGUUCUUGCCGUUAGCUUAUGUCUUGGGAGAGUUUGUGAAGGGAGACCAUCAUGCAGUUAAGUCGGCUACACCUCACUUGUUCUUACUCUCGUUUCAAAUAUUAACGGAGAAGAUUGUAAGUGGGCUGUGUUUGUUUUCACCUCCUGUGAGGGCUUUGGUGCCAAUGUUGUAUACAGUUAGAAGAAUCUUUGUUAUAUUGGAUUGGGUACGAGAUGUGUGGUUCAACAAAACCCUGCCAUUAAAUGCAGGAAUUAAGGAUGUUGGAUGGUAUUGGUUUGGGAGAAUCCUAGCGAUGGCUAAUCUGGGUUAUUUCUCAAUCAAUCUGUUUGGAUUUUUGAUUCCACGGUUUCUUCCAAGAGCAUUCGAGCAGUAUUUUAAGGAAAGAAGCGAGAUACACGAGAAGUCGUCGGUGAAGGACUUGAGAUCGUCUACUGUCGGAGAAAUCUGAUUAACAUGGACUGUUCAUUAAUACACGCCAAGAUACGGGUUAAUAUGUUUUGGUUUUAUGUUGAUAAAGUUUAGAUAUACGG